This is a messenger RNA of Trichoplax adhaerens, 2409 nucleotides long. RefSeq lists its product as uncharacterized. Bases 1 to 2409 code for a protein of 802 amino acids. The transcript is spliced from 2 exons. Lineage: Eukaryota; Metazoa; Placozoa; Uniplacotomia; Trichoplacea; Trichoplacidae. The record is from RefSeq and is a predicted model, not a curated record. Gene Ontology annotation, molecular function: protein binding.
AUGGAUGAAGAUCUAUUAACACAGUUUCCGAAUGAUAUACAAUCACUUUGCGAAAAGGGCCAAGAAUAUGUUACUUUUUAUAAUCUAGAGGAAGCUCUAGUUCACUAUAGACAAGCCUUAGAUCAUAUUGAAUCGAUAUCUACUCCUUGCGAUAAUAUUGAUCGACUUCGAUGUGAUAUCUAUCUUCAUAUUUGUUAUAUUUACACGUUAAAAAAUCAAUGGGAAACAGCUAAAUCAUACUACGAUAUAGGGAAAUAUCUAGCUGACAAACUGCAAGAUAAAAUCAGAAUAGCCCAUUAUUUAGAUAAGCAAGCUUUAAUUUUAAGAUGGCAAGGUGAUUUCGAUAAAGCGCUCGAAUGCUGUGGCAAAUCUCUGGAUAUAAAAAUAAACUACCUAGGUACAUACCUCCAUACAGAUGUUGCUCAUUCCUAUCAUCAACUUGCACGUAUUUACGACGAUGGCGGCAAAUAUCAAGAAUCGCUGGCUAUGAUUCGAAAAGCACGAGAAAUCCGAUUGAAGGUAUUGGAUGAAAACCAUCCCGAUAUCGCAUACUCCUAUCAUACGGAAGGAAUUUUUUAUGUGCGGCAAGGCAAUUUUAAAAAGGCACUUUCUAUGCUAAAUAUUGCUCACAAAAUUCGAUUGCGCUUAUUCGGUAAUCGUCAUCUUCUUAUAGCGAAUUCACUUCAGAUAAUGGCAGUUUGUCGCUCAUAUCUUGGCCAGCAUAAAGUGGCUUUUACGAUGCUAAAUAAUGUAUUAUACAUUCGAUUAGCACUCCUUUCUAAAAAUCAUGCCCAUAUUGCGGACACUUAUGAGCAUAUGGGGGAUGUUGGUAGCAAUAAUGGGGACUAUCAACAGGCUAUUUCUAAAUAUAACUUGUCACUAGAUAUGAGACAUACAAUCUUUCCCCAAAAAAAUCAUUUUGCUAUUGCUCGAGCAUAUCGCAAAUUUGGAAAUGUCUAUGUCAAACAAGGCCAAUACAAUCUUGCCAGUGGUAUCCUUGAGAAAUCACUUCAAAUGCAACUAUCAACGCUUAAUCGCGAUCAUCCCGAAAUUGCAAAGACAUUAUUUGGUAUAGCAAAAAUAUAUAUAGAUCUAAACAGGUAUGAAGACGCUCUUUCGAUAUAUAAUAAAUCCAUGCAAAUUCGACCGUCAGCCGUCGAUUUCGAUUAUAGCUUUAUUGCUGAAUUAUAUAACGGCCAAGGGGUUAUCUAUAAGGAACAGGGCAAGUACGAUGAGGCACUUUCUAUGUUUCACAAGACAAUUAAAGCUAUCCUACCGGCUUUAGGCGAGAAUCAUCCCUACGUUAAGAUGACUAGAAAUCAUGUCGCAACAACUCGUCAGCAGCAACAAGCACAUUAUUAUCAAAGUACAACACUAGCUGAAAGAUAUUUCGACGAUUUGGUUAGAUGGUUUGGAGUGUUUACAGGCACCGAUGCUAACAAUCUUACAACGUUAACAAAUAGGAAUAGUAACGGUAGCAAUCCUGAUAGUGAUAUUAUUCGACACACAGAAGAUGAAGUUUUAGGAGAAAAGAAAUAUUAUAAUCUAUACAAUAAAGCCUUGAAUAAUUGCUACUGCUUUAAUGAUUUGAUACAUGGUAAGUUUAUUGGCCCACCUAGUAUUGGCAAAUCAUCUAUUGCGAAAGUGUUUACUCAACAAGAAUCAAACAAGAAUAAACCUCCAGAUAAAGUUGUUAAUCAUUCUGAUGGCAUAUUGAAAACUGAAUUCAAUCAAUUUUAUUGUCUUCAAAAUUCAAAGACAUAUAAUUUUACUGAGGUGUUAGAUGAUAAAAUCAAGACCGCUAUAAGAGAAUUUUCCGUAGCAGAGCUAGAAAGUCAACAAAAUAACGACAUGCAAAAAUCAAAUAAAAGUCAACAAGAUCAGCUAACAAUGGCAGAUAAUCUAUCUUUAACCAUUGUAAAGGAUGACGAUAAGCAGUCUUCUAUGAGUAGUGAUAAUAUAGCAGAUGCUUCUAAUAAGACUGAGUCUAAAUUUAGUUUUGCAGAAUCUUAUGCGCCUAGAAUAAACGAAAAUAAAGACAAAUUUGAAGAUAAUCAAUAUGUGAAAGUAUGGGAUUUCAGUGAUCCAGCUAUUUACCACGUUUGUCAAUAUCUAUUUAGGUCUUCCAAUAGUAUUUAUUUUCUUGUAUUUAGUAUUGAGCAAGGUGUCAAAGAUCUAGUUAAGACAAGAGAAGGGCAAUUACUCAAUAUGACCUAUUCGCAAGCUAUUCAAGAAUUGCUGGUAUCAAUAAUAUGUUACCACAGCAGUCGAAACCAAGUUUACGUUAAUAUUGAUGACAGGGAUGCAGAAUUUUCCUUACCUAUCAUUAUUCUGGUAGCUUCUCACAGUGAUUGUACAACAGAAGUGAAGAACGAAAUCGUCGAUAUGAUGAGUAUGUCGAUGAAUUGA